Molecule: messenger RNA, 2071 nt
Organism: Solea senegalensis (Senegalese sole)
Lineage: Eukaryota; Metazoa; Chordata; Actinopteri; Pleuronectiformes; Soleidae
Product: torsin-1A-like
Exons: 5
Coding region: 130-1146 (338 amino acids)
Biological process (GO): nuclear membrane organization; protein localization to nucleus
Cellular component (GO): nuclear envelope; endoplasmic reticulum; endoplasmic reticulum lumen
Molecular function (GO): kinesin binding; ATP binding; ATP hydrolysis activity
Source: RefSeq, a predicted model, not a curated record
AUGACAACGGCAGGGUUUCCUCCUCCGGUCUCUUCACUGCUCGAGUUCCGCUGAUUGGACCUACUUGGAGACAUUUCGCAGUUCUUCACACACAUUUCCGGGGAAUAGUAGCGGGACACUGGUGCGAAAAUGAAGCCGAGGAGGCAACACGUCCUGCUGCUGUGGCUGCUGCUCAGCUCCGGUGUGUUGACCGAGGCUAUCGAGCCCAUCAGCACCACCAUCGCUGUCGGAGUGGCUGCGACGCUGACGGCGUUCAUAGCUAGUUACCCGAACAUGUUCUUCUAUUUCCACGAGUGCUGUCGACCUGAGUGGAUUUCGUUCAACAGGACAGGCCUCCAGGCAGACCUGGACAAGAAGCUGUUCGGCCAGCACAUCGCCUCACGCAUCAUCUCAAAGGCCGUGAAUGGAUUCAUGACCAAUAACAACCCAAAGAAACCACUGGUGCUUUCUCUGCACGGGUGGACCGGCACGGGGAAGAACUUCAUCAGUAAGCUGAUCGCUGAAAACAUUUACGAGAAGGGAAUGCAAAGCAGCUUUGUGCACGUGUUCACGUCGACGCUUCACUUCCCACAUCAAAGUCAGUUCCUUGAGUACAAGUCUCAGCUACAGCAGUGGAUCAAAGGCAACGUCACCAAUUGUGAGCGUUCCAUGUUCAUCUUCGACGAGAUGGACAAAAUGCAUCCUGGCUUGAUCGACUGCAUUAAGCCGUACCUGGACUACUACGACAAUCUGGAAGGAGUUUCGUAUCGGAAAGCCAUCUUCGUCUUCCUCAGCAACGCUGGGGGAGACAGCAUCGCACAGACCGCUCUGGAUUUCUGGAAAGGAGGACAAAGCCGAGAAGAGAUCAAGCUCAAAGACCUGGAAACCUUGCUCUCGUUGUCGGUGUUUAACAACAACCAAAGUGGCUUCUUUCGUACAAGUUUGAUCGACAAGAACCUGGUGGACUUCUUCGUCCCACUGCUGCCUCUGGAGUACAAACACGUCGUCCAGUGCGCCAUGGCCGAGAUGGAGGCCAGAGAUACGAAGCCCAACCAGCACGUGGCCGACAUGGUGGCCAAAGAUUUAAUCUACUUCCCCAAAGCGGAAAGAGUCUUCUCCGUCAAAGGCUGCAAGACGAUAGAGAGCAAGUUGGACUAUUACUUAUAACAUCACUGUGGGACGGAUCCUACGUUUGAACACUAUAUGCACUUGAGAAAAGAAAGUAACCCACUCGCAGCCAAAUGACUAAAGAGUGGACGUGGAGCUGGCUGGACUCUGAGGGAGCUCUCUUUCACAGGAAGUUGCAUAUGUCUUAUAGUGACUGAAAGCCCACUGUGCCAGUUGAAUGAAGAAAUCAAUAAGAUUGAACUGCUAUUCUUUGGAAGUGAUUCCAAAGGUUGAGAUCUCUGCCUUUUUGUCCCACAGCAACAACAGCAGCAGCAGUAGAGUUUCAGAGAUGUUGUUUUGGCUUAAAUCUACUGUUUAAAUGUAUGUGUAAUCUUUACAGUUCACUGGAGAACACCUGCCUUUAUUCUUAUUUUAACGUCAGCGUUGUGGGUGAGGUCGUCUGCACUGCUGAAUACAACAUGAGCAAGAUAGGAUUGUUUUUGGGUUGUUUUUUUACAUACUUUUUAAUCUUUGUUUCAGGAGCUAAAUAUUGAGAGAUCAUGAUGGAAAUGUACCUUUUUAUGAUAAAGGAUGUGGACACCAAGAAUCUGUUUUUAGCUGCAGGAGAACACUACGCGAACUCAGGGUAGUUUUCUCAUUUCAAAAAGAAGACAAAUUAUAUAUUUUUUUAUUUAAAUGCAGACAGUUCACAAAAUGAUAUUGAGAUGACUUUAUGGAAGGUUGGUUGAUUUUUUUUUUUUUUUUUAAAGAUUGUGCUCUGAAGUUUUCUCUAAAUUACAAUGCUUGUCUUGAGUUUGCCUUUGUGGUCCUGUCCUCGCAAUGUGAACUUUUUUACCUUUCUAUUUCAUAGAAACAGUCACAGGUUAAAAACACUGCAACUUGUGGAUGUAAAGCGGACGCGAGCGAGCGUCUCUGCUGUAAACACCACCUGAAAAACAAAUCACCAUUAAAUUUAAUAAAUUUU